AUGUCUGGAUACGAAAGUGAGGCUUCCUUACCCUCACGCUCAUUUAAAGACCAUAGUAACUAUAUUACAUUAGAAUCACCACGAGCUUUGUCUCAAUCAUUUGAGAUACCGUCAAAUCACGUCGUGGAUGUACCUAAUAAUAGUGUCACGCGUACCUUCUCUGCUACUGAUCUAUACGACGUGAGUGCUAUGAUAGCAACAAAUGCAAAUUCGUCCAUGGUCAAACCGGCUACGACGUUACCGGACCAUCGGUCACGGUUUUUGAAUGAUAGUGAGCUAUUACUUGCGGCAAAUCCUGUACCGACACGUGAAUCCUUUGCAACGCUCAAUGAAACGGAUGAAAAGACAUGGCACCAACGCUCAACCGAGUUGAUCUCGAAGAUGCUUAAUACGAAUUUUGAACGAGGACUUCAUGGUAUGGACGUUGAGAGACGGAUACUACGUUAUGGGUUAAAUGCUCUGGAAGAAGAAGCACGGACGCCUGUUAUUGUGGUCUUUUUACUGCAAUUUUACAACCUCAUUAUUGCCAUGCUGCUGUUUGCAGCAAUAGCGUCCUUGGCCUUACAAGAGUGGGUUGAGGGAAUUGCUAUACUUGCUAUUGUGACGCUAAAUGCCGCAGUGGCGACUUUCCAAGAACACUCGGCCAGUAAUGCGCUGGCUGCGCUGGCGAGUCUAUCAAGUCCACAGUCUCUUGUCAUUCGUGAUGGCAUGCAGCAAGUGGUAGACAGCAAACAGCUGGUUCCUGGUGACAUUGUCGUACUUGUCACUGGUGAUGUUGUGCCUGCGGAUAUUCGCCUAUUCACAAGCGUGGAUUUGAAAUGCAACGAAAUGCUUCUCACAGGCGAGUCAGAAGAUGUACACAAGAAGUACAAUGCAGUACUCUCUGGUGUAGAUAAACCUGCUAAACUGACAGCUAGUAACAUGGUGUUUUCGUCAACGACGAUCACUGCAGGUAAUGCACGAGGCAUUGUAGUGGAGACUGGUAUGAAUACUCGUGUAGGCUCCAUCGCAGCACUCUUGCAAGCUCAAAGCGAUUCCCCAGACGCAGAAACAAAGAAAAAAUGGAUUCGCAAUCCAGUUGGUGACUGCAUCGCCAAACACCGGCCCAAACUUACUCCGUUGCAAAGAGCCUUGCACCACAUGGGCUUUAUUAUGGGUAUGAUUGCACUGAGUGUGGCCUUGCUCGUCUUCAUUGUUGGCAUGUUACGCGGCACCGAAGAUCCGAGACAUCCCAACCGACCUACCUACCUUACAAUGAUCAUGACAGCGGUGUCGAUUGCUGUCAGCGCUGUGCCUGAAGGCUUACCGAUGGUGGUGACAAUUUGUCUAUCGUCUGGUACAGCCGAGAUGAUCAGAAAGAACGUACUCGUGCGUAAGCUUGCUGCCGUGGAAACUCUGGGCGCAGCUUCAGUUAUUUGUACCGACAAGACGGGCACUUUGACAGAGGGAAAAAUGACUGCAGUAAAACUCUGGGGCGAUUUCCGAGAGUAUACUAUCACCGGCAAGGGUUUCAACCCCGAUGGCUUCAUUCUCUCGCCUGACGGCAUGAACCAAGCGGAGCCAGAGGCUGGAAACGUCCAGCUUCGAGCUACUCUCAUGGCCUCCGUGCUCUGCAGCAAUACUCAACUUAAACAAGUAGAAGGCGACGACGGCGAAACUCCACGAUGGCUGCCAUUUGGCAACUCGUCUGAGGCGCCUUUGGUCGUUGCUGCUGCAAAAGCGGGUAUCUGGGAAGACAAUCUCCUGGACGACUACCCGCGCCUCGUUGAAGUGCCAUUCAGCUCGUCACGUAAGAUGAUGAUUACUGUCAACGCGGUUCCGGUUGUAAGCGGCUUCGCGAUGUUUGAUACGCUAGCGCUUCCUGGUGACGUACCGCCGAAGCUUGUGGCCAACGUCAAAGGGGCUCCAAAUUACAUUCUGCGUAAUUGCACGCAGUAUUGCCAAAGAGAUGGCACGUUCCAGACUCUAGACACCGCUCAGCGCAAUAAGAUUUCGGAGGCUGUGGAGGCACUGUCAUCGCAGGCACUGCGUGUGCUCGCGGUAGCAAUCCAGCCAAUGCAGGAGCUACCAUACGCCAAGGACUGCGAUGAUGUCGAUGAGAAGUUUGCUGCCUUGGCCAAGCCGCUAGUAUUUCUGGGACUUGUUGCCUCCAUUGACCCAGAGCGCGACGGAGUGCGCGAUGCUAUCGCGACUGCACGGGCAGCCUCUAUCCGCACUGUGAUGAUCACGGGAGACUAUCUUGCCACAGCCGUCGCAAUUGCCAAAAAUAUUGAUCUGUUACAAAUCGGUACUGAUCUUGAGGCUCAAGCAACGGACUGCACUAAACUCCGGAUGAACGGUGAUGUGUAUCUACCACCUGCUGACAUCGAUGAGAUUACCUCUCGUACCCUCGUGUUUGCCCGUGCAAAGCCCGAAGAUAAGAUCGAAAUCGUGAAGUCACUUCAACGCCAGGGCCUCAUCGCUGCGAUGACUGGUGAUGGUGUUAACGAUGCGCCUGCACUAAAGGAAGCUGAUAUUGGUGUGGCCAUGGGCAUUUCAGGGACAGAGGUCGCCAAAGGCGCUUCUGACAUGAUCCUGACGGACGACAAUUUUUGCAGCAUCGUGGCCGCAGUAGAGAAGGGUCGUGUCAUUUACGCCAACAUUCAGAAGUUCGUCAUGUUCUUGCUGUCAACUAACAUCGGUGAGAUCAUUUUGAUCUUCCUGUCCGUAGCCGGAGGGUUCCCGCUUCCGCUGGAGGCGUUGCAUAUUCUUCUUCUCAACCUGUUCACUGACGGUAUGCCUGCUGUGGCCCUGAGCUUGGAGAAAGGUGAGCCCCAUAUCAUGAACGACAAGCCGCGCCACAAGGGUGCUCCGCUGAUAGUUGGACGGCUAUGGCUGCUCGUGCUGUUCAAUGCCUUCUUACUUCUGGCGGGUGCCAUGACUACUUUUUUGUUGGGGCUCUACUGGAAUUUUGGUGAGCUACUGGUGAAUGACAUUUACAAUGCUGGCGGUGGUUCGAAUGGAACGGACUACACGGACGUGACGUGUCGUCGCUGGGAGGGAACAAACGACGGAUGGAAGGUGUACGGCAACUGCGCAGCACAGUUCACCGACGGUACCUACAUCUUCGGCGAGGAAGUGGCGGCAAUGACUUUAUUUGAGAACGCAACUGUCUACUGCGAAGGUGGCAACUACGACUGCGUUCCAGCGGGUUUAGGUCGCACACAGACUAUGGUGUUUCUAGGAUUGGCCUUCACGGAGGUAUUGCGAGCCUACACAGUGCGUCACUUUACGGAGCCUGUUUUCACGCGGAUGCUGUCAAAUGGAUAUAUGCAGCUUGCGGCGUGUAUGUCGCUGGUGCUGACCAUCCUUGUGUCGAACGUCCCUGUUGUCAUGGACGACGUUUUCGGUUUUGAGUACAUUUCGUGGUUCCAGUGGAUCGUGGUCGUUGCUGUCGCAUUCAACAGCGCAUUCUGGGGUGAGAUGCUCAAAACAAUUUUGAGACGACAGGACUGCGCCGAAGCUCGUUGGGAUCACAUGAGGUCUGGUUUCGAAGAGAUUUUGCUUGAAAUCCGGCAUGUGCGCCAUCACGUCGAGCGACUUGGGGCUGGAGGUGGUGGUCUCAAGUUUGAGUAA
Molecule: messenger RNA, 3615 nt
Organism: Peronospora belbahrii
Lineage: Eukaryota; Oomycota; Peronosporomycetes; Peronosporales; Peronosporaceae
Source: the annotation of a GenBank genome assembly